This is a messenger RNA of Pyrus x bretschneideri (Chinese white pear), 833 nucleotides long. RefSeq names its product NAD(P)H-quinone oxidoreductase subunit U, chloroplastic. Lineage: Eukaryota; Viridiplantae; Streptophyta; Magnoliopsida; Rosales; Rosaceae. Bases 105 to 773 code for a protein of 222 amino acids. The transcript has 5 exons. Gene Ontology annotation, cellular component: NAD(P)H dehydrogenase complex (plastoquinone); chloroplast; chloroplast thylakoid membrane. The record is from RefSeq and is a predicted model, not a curated record.
UAGGAAAACAAGCGGAGCCUUAUCUCCAACGAAACAAAACUCCAAAUAGCACUGACGACAUUAACCAGAAAAACUGCUUCCCUGCAUGCUAAUACCUUACGCCAAUGGCUAUGUCAUCUUCCACCUCUACAAUAUAUACUGCCCAGAAAAGCUUUCAUAUUACUAAUCCAACUCCAAAGAUUGGCUGUGCAUUUUCGAAUUCCAUAAGGUUUGCGUCUAAACCGCGCGGGUUUUGCAUUAUUAGGAGCUCCGGCGAUGCAUCGGCAGAGACUGUUACGACCGAAGCCAAUACAGGAAGCUCCAUUGAAGCUCCGACAGAACCGCCUUCUCUGAUUUCUGCUCUCAACGUCGAACGGGCCCUUCGUGGCAUACCAAUUACAGAUGUUGAUCACUAUGGCAGGCUUGGACUUCAAAGAGGAUGCUCCUAUGAUGAGGUUUCAGUUGCAUACAAAGCCAAGCUUGACAAGCUAAUGAGCCAGGAAUUAGAAGAAGAGGAGCUAAACAAGAAUUUGGAACCUUUAAAAGAGUCGUACACAAUCUUGUCAUCGGGGGAUGAACGAAGAUUUUACGACUGGAGCCUGGCCAGGAGCGCAAACCCGGACGGGUACAUUUGGCCUUAUGAGGUUGAGAAAACCAGACCGGCCGAAGGAACUCCGCCGCCAGUGGGGGAACCAGAGGAUCCAGGGCCGACGAGGUUGGUGGGGUACUUCAUAUUGGGAUGGUUGAUAUUGUCCAUCGUAUUAUCCAUCGCCCUUAACCGAUCGAGCCCUUAAUCGACCGAAUAAGUUUGUUGGAAACUUGCAUUACAUGUCAAAUAUUUUUCUUUGCAGCUU